CUAUAUAAUACAGCCUAGAGCCCAGUUCGGCAGCCAGGCAACCAUCGCUAUCCUUGCUUUACCUAAUCGUCUCCUCUGGGUAAAAAGACGGUAUGAUUUCUUUGAUUAUCGUAUACCGCGUAGGGUAGCGAAACGUUGCGACGGCUUCUUGCAUCAAACCCUUUCUAUCUCUAGAGUAGAUAGAGCUGCAGGCGACUGAACUCCGUUAGUGACAUUAUGGCUUAUAGCAGACGGCUCAUGCUUUGGGGGCUAGCUACAACGGCCUUGCUGGUCGCGUUCGCAGCCUCGCCGGCAUCCGCCGCUUGCACGGAUGGAUGUCCCAACUCCUACAGUCCAGUCUGCAUGAACGGCCGCAUGUGGAACAACACUUGCUUACUAAAGUGCGAAUUUCCAAACGCCAUAUUUUAUGGGAAGUGCCCUUCACCGCCUCCUUCGCCAGCGCCUCCCGAUGCGCCCAUUGCGCGGCUUGCGCGUCCAUUCUGCAACCCCUACACCACCCGCUAUAAUACGCUCACAUACUACAACUCACUCGAUUGCAAGACCUACACGCUUUUUGACGUGGACGCCGUUUGCCCGCCCACCUGGCUGGUUGCAAGCGACUACUGCGAUGCAUUUGGCCUAGAGCUGGCUCCCUGGGACAACGACGCCUCUAACGCCGCCCUGCAAGCCCUGUGCACCGCCAACCGCUACACCUGCUGGGCGGACGGCCGCAGCCCGGGCGGCGGGCUGUGUCCGCUGGUGAGCCAGGAGGGCGCCACGCUGUUCCAAACCUGCCAGCAGGGCGUGCGGUUCGUGUGCAGGACCAGGG
Molecule: messenger RNA, 808 nt
Organism: Astrephomene gubernaculifera
Lineage: Eukaryota; Viridiplantae; Chlorophyta; Chlorophyceae; Chlamydomonadales; Astrephomenaceae
Source: the annotation of a GenBank genome assembly